AGUAUUCAUUCCAUAUCGUUAAUUCGUCAAUCUUCGUUUUCUCAAUCGCACCAUCUAAAUUUCUCAGAUUCUUUCUCUUCUCACAUAACGCUUUCGUAAAUUGGAAGUUGAAUUUAUUAUUCCGACAGAUUUGAAUCUACCGCAGGAUAGACACAUUAGGUCUUACGUCGUUGUCAUGAAAUUUCCGUCGCCCUACAAUUUCGUUCCUUAAUUUUUCAACUUCAUUCGAUUCCAAUUCCAUGACGACACCAUCUUCCUCAGCUUCGGAAUCGCAAUACACUUAUUCCAACCCCUCUUACUUCCCAGUGCCCUUUCAUCUACAGCAACCUGCAACCACUCAUUACGCUGCACCCUAUGUUGCCACUCCGUCCGUGCAACCUUCCAUCGUUGGUCCCGUUGCGCCGGUGGCAGGUGUGUACUCCACCGUGCCACAGUAUCAGGCACAACAGUUAUUUGAGAGGGAUGCACAGAUAAUAACGCCGGAGGCUCUUGAGAAUGUUAAGGCAGCGAUUGCGAGUAGUGAUGUAGAGCACAAAGCAGAUAGCAAAAGGAAAGCGGUUCCUCACAAGGUUGCUGGCCAAUCAUGGGAGGAUCCUAUCCUUGCAGAGUGGCCAGAAGAUGAUUAUCGGCUCUUUUGUGGCGAUCUCGGUAAUGAAGUGAAUGAUGAUGUUCUUUCAAAAGCAUUUUCACGGUUCCCUUCUUUUAACUUGGCACGAGUUGUCAGAGAUAAGCGGACUGGUAAAACAAAAGGUUAUGGAUUUGUGAGCUUUGCGAAUCCUGCUGACCUUGCUGCUGCACUUAAAGAAAUGAAUGGUAAGUAUGUUGGAAAUCGGCCCAUAAAACUUCGCAAGAGUAAGUGGAAGGAGAGGACGGAUUAUGAAGCACUGGAAAAACAGAAGGUAGAAAUUCCAAAUUAUCAUGAAACG
Molecule: messenger RNA, 926 nt
Organism: Cajanus cajan (pigeon pea)
Lineage: Eukaryota; Viridiplantae; Streptophyta; Magnoliopsida; Fabales; Fabaceae
Source: RefSeq, a predicted model, not a curated record